This is a messenger RNA of Sinocyclocheilus anshuiensis, 1226 nucleotides long. RefSeq names its product protocadherin alpha-C2-like. Gene Ontology annotation, cellular component: plasma membrane. Gene Ontology annotation, biological process: homophilic cell-cell adhesion. Gene Ontology annotation, molecular function: calcium ion binding. The transcript has a single exon. The record is from RefSeq and is a predicted model, not a curated record. The annotation marks the transcript as partial. Lineage: Eukaryota; Metazoa; Chordata; Actinopteri; Cypriniformes; Cyprinidae.
GGUAGAGUGAUCCUCUCUUUGCUCGUCUCUUUGUUCCUCCGUGUAUUUCAUCGUCAGUUUUUUUAUUGCUUGUUUGGAUUAUAUUGGACUUGUAUCCUAAAUAAAAAAUGGAACCGUUUAUGAUCGCACAGAAAUGGAGAAGGUACGUUUUGUUAUUCCUGAUUAUUUUUGCCUUAUUAAACCCAGCAUUUGGCGUUACUCACUAUUCUAUUCCAGAGGAAAUGGAGGUAGGAUCUGUUGUUGCAAAUUUAGCCACUGAUCUUGGUUUGGAUAUACAGAGUCUGACCAAACGCAAGAUGCGCCUAGAUGUGAUAGCAAAUAAAAAAUAUCUGGAUGUAAAUAAAGAAACAGGAGAGUUAUUUAUCGUCGAAAGGAUAGACAGAGAAUAUCUCUGCCCAUCCAAAACUACAAAUUCUUGUUUUCUAAAACUCGACGCUACAAUGGAAAAUCCAAUUAGGAUGUUCAACAUUGAACUAGAAAUAUUAGAUAUCAACGACAAUGCACCCCACUUUCGACGAGAUGUCAUGCAUUUAGACAUUUCUGAAUCGACACCAGCCGGCGAGCGUUUCUCACUGAACAAUGCAGUGGACUCAGACAUCGGAUCUAAUUCAAUUAAGACUUACUAUCUUGGCGAAAGUGAUCAUUUUACUAUCGAAAUACAGUCUGGUCGAGAUGGAUCUAAGCUAGCUGAUUUGGUACUGAAAAAAGCAUUAGAUCGCGAAGAACAAGCAGUUCAUAAUCUGAUUCUUACUGCUGUAGAUGGCGGAGUGCCUUCGCGCUCUGGGACAGCUAAUAUUAUUGUCCAAGUGCUAGACACUAAUGACAACGCCCCACAGUUCGAUAAAGACAGCUAUACUGUACAUUUAAGUGAAAAUUCUCCAGUAGGAAGCCUUGUUGUUAAGUUAAAUGCAACAGAUUUGGAUGAAGGGUCAAAUUCCGAAAUAACAUACACAUUCAGUUUAUAUACCUCCGAGAAAACACAAGAGACGUUCAAUUUGAAUUCAGAAACGGGUGAAAUUCGAGUUAAAGAGAUGAUUAAUUAUGAAUAUUUCAAGAUCUAUGAUAUGGAGAUAAUAGCAACUGAUAAAGCAUCUAAUAGUCUCUCUGGAAAAUGUAAACUAACUAUUUUAAUCACAGACAUGAAUGAUAAUCAUCCUGAAAUUUCCAUCAAAUCAUUUUCUGGCCCUGUUAAAGAGGAUGUACCUGUAAAUACAAUAAUUGCAGUU